Molecule: messenger RNA, 618 nt
Organism: Colletotrichum graminicola M1.001
Lineage: Eukaryota; Fungi; Ascomycota; Sordariomycetes; Glomerellales; Glomerellaceae
Exons: 2
Coding region: 1-618 (205 amino acids)
Biological process (GO): iron-sulfur cluster assembly
Source: RefSeq, a predicted model, not a curated record
AUGGACAAAGAUCUUGACAACGCGAACCCGACCAUUCUGAGCGCGGCUCAGCUGCCGACACGUCAGAACAAGCGCACGGCGCCCAAGACCGGCCCCGAGCACAUGUUUGACGACAUCAUUUACGCCAAGCCCUGGUACCUCAGUCAGCCCUUCUGCGACGAUGAAUCGCUAUGGUCUGACGCCGACACCGAGCUUGACAAGUGGGCUCCUGAACCCAUCGACGAGCAAGAAAUCUAUGACUUGAUAUCAACAAUCUCUGAUCCAGAGCACCCCCUCUCCCUGGGGCAGCUGGCCGUCGUUAAUUUGCCUGACAUCCACAUCAGCCCUCCUCCCCAGGCGGGCGCCAUGGACCCCAACAGGCUGGUUCGGGUUUUGGUUGAAUUGACGCCGACCGUCUCACACUGCUCCCUCGCCACCGUGCUCGGCCUCGGCGUUCGCGUGCGCCUGGAGAAGGCAUUGCCUCCUAACUGGCGCGUGGACGUCAGAGUCAAGGAGAACGCGCACGCCCAGGAUGACCAGGUCAACAAGCAACUCAGCGACAAGGAGCGCGUCGCCGCUGCGCUGGAGAACGAUACCCUAAAGGGGGUGCUCGACAAGAUGCUUGAGACUUGUGUCUGA